Molecule: messenger RNA, 776 nt
Organism: Amphimedon queenslandica
Lineage: Eukaryota; Metazoa; Porifera; Demospongiae; Haplosclerida; Niphatidae
Product: phosphatidylinositide phosphatase SAC1-A-like
Exons: 7
Coding region: 42-776 (244 amino acids)
Biological process (GO): phosphatidylinositol dephosphorylation
Cellular component (GO): endoplasmic reticulum
Molecular function (GO): phosphatidylinositol-4-phosphate phosphatase activity
Source: RefSeq, a predicted model, not a curated record
UUUCUUUUUUGUCAGGUGUUAUACGGAGAUAGUAGAGAAAGAUGUCUACUUCUUCAAAAGCCUCAUCUAGACUGCAACUUAUCUCUACUGAUGAUUGUUUCUAUUUAGUGCCCACCUCUGGUAAUAUUGAUAAAGUGUUGGAGAUUACGAAAUUUGACUGUCAACUGCAAUUAGUGGAUAGAAGUAAAGUGUCAGCUAUUAAUGGAGAGAGGAGGGACUGUCAGUUAUUAAUUGGAUUAAUUAGAUUAUUAGGAGGUCCUUAUUUAUUAGUUGGUACUCAGCACAGGUUGGUAGGUAUCAUUAAUGGACACGAAAUAUAUCAGAUGACUAAUUAUGAUGUCAUACCAUUUGUUAAGAGCACACUCCAUUUAACACAAUCACAGGAAAGGGAUAAUCGUGUCUACCUAGCUAUGAUCCACAGGGUGUUAGAUACUGCUGGUUUCUAUUACUCUUAUUCUUAUGAUAUCACUCAUACCAAGCAAAGACUCCACCAGCUGUCAACUGAUAAUAAUGGAUUCUAUCAACUGCCUUUAUUCAAUAGAGCUGAUGAAAGGUUUGUCUGGAACGGUCAUUUAUUGAGGGAGUUUGUAGCUCAACCUGAACUGGACCAGUUUUGUGUCCCCCUCCUUCACGGGUUCAUAUCAAUCAAGAACAUUACAAUCAAUGGGAAACUCUUCACCUUUCAUCUGAUAUCUAGAAGAAGCUGGCACAGAGCAGUCUGUGAUAUACUACCAAUGGAGUACAUUGUAUGUCACUAUUGGCAGCCUGACAUUUAG